AUGGAAGCAUCGUGGAUAACAAACUUUCUUAAAGUUUACAGAAUUUCAAAUCGUCGUGUUGUACGUUAUGUAUCGAACAAAGAAAUUACAUCGCCGAAAGAAAUUAUGAAAUCUGCGAUACAAUUUCAAAAUUUAAUACAGUCAAUUUCUAACGAUUAUGAUUCUGAUUAUAUUAUUAAUGCAGAUCAAACUGGCUGCGAAUAUCGAAUAAAUGUUGCAAGAACAUACACACAUACGGGUCAAAAAACAGUUGAACUUUUCAUAGGUGAUUUAAAUAAAAUAAUACAUUCAUACACACAUUCAUACAUUCAUAAAGUGUUUGUAUGUUUGCAAGAACCGGGAGAUGCAUUUGGAGUCCGUGUCAAAGCAGAAGUUGACGAACUCUUAAAAUUGUGUAAAAACGUUAUUAUCGUUUGUUCAAAGUCAGGUAAACUGACUUCAAAUUUGUAUAAAGAAUAUUUAGAAAAAGUUGUAAAACCGUAUGUUGGAAACAAUCCUUUUUUAAUGAUUGUUGACUCUUGGGGGGGGCAUAAAAAUAUUCAUAUGUAUAAUGAAACUUUUGUAAAUAGUGAAAACAAACCAACGUGCAAUGUACAAAUAAUACCGCCAAAGUGUACUCCGAUCUGUCAACCUUACGAUGUAUAUUUUUAUAGACAAGUCAAAAUUUUAAUUAAACGAAUUCAAAAUUAUUCACAAGACAUUAUGGCUGACAGAGAAAAGAAGGAGUUAAACACGAGAUAUGACGCUAUAAGGAUCCAAUCUCUAAUUCAUUAUUUAUUAUCGGCACCGCUAUUUAAGAAAAUGAUCCAAUUCGCUUGGUACGCGUCAAAGUUAGGAAAUGAACGCGACAUAUUUUAUAAUGUAAAUCAGUUAUGUUUUCCAAGUGAUAUACACAACAAAAAAUGUAUAUGUAAUUUCCGCUUUUCAUUUAUAACUUGUUCAUGGUGUACAAAUUAUUUAUGUUUUAAUUGU
Messenger RNA from Osmia lignaria (orchard mason bee), 972 nucleotides. The record is from RefSeq and is a predicted model, not a curated record. Lineage: Eukaryota; Metazoa; Arthropoda; Insecta; Hymenoptera; Megachilidae.